CAAAUUGUUUUAUAACGAUUCUUUUUAAUAGAGGUUAUGGUUGGAAAUCAACUUAUUUUUUUAUGAUUUAGAACGUGUAUUCAUACACGUAGACAUAAACAUUUAAAACAACGUAGGUUUAUCGAUACACGAAUUAUUGAAAAUUAUGUUAAUGUUAAGAAUAUCAUGCAACUGAUAACGUUAUAUAAUUGUUACUGAUGCAAAAUUUUAGUCUUAUUCAAUUUUUAAAAAAUAGAAAUGUUGGUAAAAACUAAAAGGAAAUUAGCUACUGCGCAAGAGACACACACAAUUAUAUCCAAGUUGAAACGCAACAUAGAAAAGGAUAUUCUACCGCCAAAGCCAAAGAAACCAUUAACUCCAUUUAUACAGUAUUGCAUGUCUACAAGAAGCAAAUUGCAAAAAGAGAAUCCCAACUACUCCUACAAAGAUAUUGUAAAAAAGGCGUCAGAGCAAUGGACAGAACUCGAUCCAGCGAUAAAGCAAAAUUUGCAGAAACAGUUUGCAGAGCAACAUUCUAUAUACAAACAAAAAUUAAUGGAGUAUGAAAACUCCAUAACUAGUGAUCAAAAGAUGCUAGUAAAGGAAGAAUUAAGAAAAAAGGAACUUGCCUGGGAAAAAAAUCAAAUUAAACAGAAACUUGUGGCACUCGGGAAACCAAAGCGACCAUUAAAUGCCUUCUACUUAUUCGUGCAGAGUAAAAGAGUUACAAAAGAUCCACUAACGCCACAAAAGGAUUGGAUGAGUAAGAUAAGUAAGGAAUGGAAAGAUAUGACAAUGGAUGCUAAGAACAAAUAUGUCACAGAAGCGACAAAAUUGUUUGAGAAUUAUAAGGUUGAUGUGAAAAAAUGGGAGCAAGAUAUGAUUCAAGCAGGACAUCAUGAUUUGCUGAAACCCAGUAUUAAAUCUAAACGUGAUACCAACAUUGACAAAAAUAAAAAAUAGGAUUUAGAGUGCCCCAACCAAAUUAAAACAGAACAAAUCAUUGAAUCCAUCACUACAGAUCACUCGGAUGUCAGAACCCAGAUAGAGGAUAAUGAUAAAACAGGUUGGGGCACUAAUAUUGCACAUCGUGUACCCAGGAAGAUUUACGACGAUGUUAACACUGAUCAACAUUACGGAUCUACAAAAAGCUUAGUACUUUACGAUAACAGAAAGAACUUACAAUAUUUAAUGAAGUAUUCAAAAGACGCGGCAAAAGAUGCAUCAAAAAAUUAUGAUAUUAAAUCAGAGAGGCAAGUUCGUGACACGUACACCCAGAUGUACAAAUAUUUUAUCUCUUUGUGGAACAGAUUAUCAGCUAUACUGUGUAUGAAAAAGAUUAGUAGAAAUUGGAAGAUGAGAAGUAUAUACUAAAACAAAUGGACUAUCACACUGGCGUUACCAGCAGACGCAGCUAAUGGUUUUUCAUGUUUUCAACAUUUUACAUAUCGAUCAUAUUUACACGACUAAUAAUUUGUGUCUUACAUUGAAAUAAUUAUCAAUUGUUUUAAAGGAUUGACAUGGUCCCAUCUUUGCUUAUACAUGUAAUCGUGUUACAGUAUUUAUAAGUUAUAAAUACUUCAUGUACUUACACAGUCUGAACAGCAGUCAUAGAUUAAUGCUUUCAAAGAUAUUUCAUUUUUAUUUUUUUACACAGGGUGUAUUAACAAAAGUGACUAAUACUGAAUUAACUAUGGAGUUUAUAAAAUGUCUAAAUAUCGUAUAUAAGUUACUAAUAUAAGAAAAAUUUUUAUACGAACGUAUAUAAAUGUGCAUGGAACUAAUUUGGCGUAUCUAUCAUAUACACAUGCAUUGGUGUACAAACAUGACUGUUGGUUGCACUGCAAUGAGAAUAGCAUUCGAUUUAUUUUAUUCGAUUUUCGAAUGUAUAUUAUUUUUGAAGCAUCUUUUUCGAGAAAGAAUGUCGAAUGAUUUUCAAUGUCAUCUGUUCUCCAAAAUGUAUGAUAAAUAAACAACGGUCACAUGAUAUGU
Molecule: messenger RNA, 1971 nt
Organism: Ooceraea biroi (clonal raider ant)
Lineage: Eukaryota; Metazoa; Arthropoda; Insecta; Hymenoptera; Formicidae
Gene: TFAM
Product: mitochondrial transcription factor A
Source: RefSeq, a predicted model, not a curated record